CACACAAACAAACAGAAGCAUGGCUUUGGAUUCCAGAGAGAUCAAUCAUCAUAAGGUGGAAGAAGAUGACUCAUAUUGUCUUUCUGCCAUGCAUCUGUGUUGUAGUCAGAUCUAUUCUGCAGUUUUAAACGCAGCUCUUGAGCUCAACUUGUUUGAGAUCAUAGCUAAGGAAGGAGGAAGACACGUGUCAGCCUCUGAAGUUGCCUCAAAGCUUCCUAGUUCAUCUCAGCACAAGGACUUGGCUUCCAGAAUCGAUCGUCUCUUGAGGCUUCUUGCAAGUCACUCUCUUCUGAAUUGUUCAGUUUGUGAAAAGGAAGAUGGUGGCUCUGAGAGACUCUAUGCGAUUUCUCCUGUGGGAAAGUACUUUGUUGGUGGGGACGAUAAUGGCGGAUUCUUGGCUGUCUUCUCAUCAUUCAUGUGUCACAGAGCACUUAUGGAUGCUUGGUUGAAUUUUAAGGAUGCAAUCAUAGACGAAAACAAUGACUUGUUCAAGAAAGUUCAUGGCAUGCCAAUGUACCAAUAUGCAGAGAAAGAUCCAAAGUGGAACAGUAUUUUCAACAAAGCAAUGGCCAACAUUUGUAAGAUAGAGAUGAACAGAAUAUUGGAAAUAUACAAAGGAUUUGAGGGAAUAUCAACACUUGUUGAUGUUGGAGGAGGCACUGGUCAAAACCUUAAAAUGAUCAUCUCCAAAUAUCCUUCAAUUAAGGGCAUUAAUUUUGAUUUGCCCCAAGUCGUUCAAAAUGCACAACCUGAUCCAGGGAUUGAGCAUAUUGGAGGAGAUAUGUUUGAAAGUGUUCCAAAAGGCGAUGCCAUAAUACUAAAGGCUGUAUGUCACAAUUGGUCAGAUGAAAAUAGCAUAAAAGUAUUGAGCAAAUGUCAUGAAGCAUUACCAGAAAAAGGGAAGGUGAUAGUGGUGGAAUUCAUAAUGCCAGACACAAUUGAAGCAACAGAAGAAGCCAAGUUUGUAGCAAGCAUAGACAAUCUCAUGUUCCUUCAUGAUGGAAGAGAAAGAACUGAGAAAGAGUUUGAGUCCCUUUGCAAACGUUCUGGCUUUUCUGGUUUCAAAGUUGCUUGUCGUGCAUUCUCUGUUCUUGGAGUCAUGGAGUUCUGCAAAUAAAUAUAAUCAACUCAUGUACUUUGCUCAUUAGCAGUGUGAUUCAGAAGUGUUUCCAGACUUUGUUUGCUAAAAAAAGAAUGUACUCUCUCAUAUUAAUGAAUUUGAAAUUUUAUUAUACCGUUUAUUUAGAAAAUUAA
Molecule: messenger RNA, 1254 nt
Organism: Prosopis cineraria
Lineage: Eukaryota; Viridiplantae; Streptophyta; Magnoliopsida; Fabales; Fabaceae
Product: isoliquiritigenin 2'-O-methyltransferase-like
Exons: 4
Coding region: 20-1117 (365 amino acids)
Biological process (GO): methylation
Molecular function (GO): S-adenosylmethionine-dependent methyltransferase activity; protein dimerization activity; O-methyltransferase activity
Source: RefSeq, a predicted model, not a curated record